This is a messenger RNA of Nezara viridula (southern green stink bug), 219 nucleotides long. The record is from the annotation of a GenBank genome assembly. NCBI's taxonomy places the organism in Eukaryota, Metazoa, Arthropoda, Insecta, Hemiptera, Pentatomidae.
AUGGCCUGCCAGGUCCUCCAGAGUGCAAAUCGUUCUGUCUACAGAGAGGGAUCUUCCGCCGUCGAGAGAGUCGAAGAAUCUCUUCGCAGGCCCUCUACAGAAUACCCCACCCUCGGUGGUGAAGAGCUCCUGCAGGCUUCUAGCUUCCAAGGGUUCUUCAUUGGAGGUGGUGGCUUCCAACCAGUCUGCACUGCAACUGAAAAACCAUUAAUUAGUUAA